AAACUUUCUACACAACAUAAAAACAUGUAUGCACUUUAUUUUCUCCUUAGCUGCAUUGCAGAGUGUUUUCCCUCAGACUGAGCUAGGAACUUUCAUGGCUCUGACUCGUGAAGACAAAGAGAAGCAGCUGAAAGAAUUAAGCUACAUAGUGACAGGAAUACGACUGUUUAAUAGAGACUGCGGUAAAGGAGGAGAAGGAAUUGAUGACUUGCCCGAGAUACUUAAAGAUGCAUUGAAAGUCACUAAUAAUAAUCUUGGAACUGAAUUAAAGAAGACUUUGAGGACAGCUUUCCACCUAACAGGUGUCAUAUUGAGUUUGUUGGAGCCUCUUCCAGCAUCACCAGAUGUACCACCUCCAUUGAAGAUGAAACAGUCCCUCAUUAAUGUCAGACAGCAUGAAUUCUUCUUAAAGAUGCUAAUGCAAGACAUUUCAGUAUGCACGCAGCAUGUCAAUGACCUUGAAACCGAAUUCCAAAUGAAAAUGCAGCAGCUACAGGAGACAGUGCAAGCUAAAACUGCCGUACCGACAGCACAAGUUUAU
Amphimedon queenslandica is the source of this 541-nucleotide messenger RNA. Its product is annotated as cilia- and flagella-associated protein 206-like. The record is from RefSeq and is a predicted model, not a curated record. The annotation marks the transcript as partial. Gene Ontology annotation, biological process: regulation of cilium beat frequency. NCBI's taxonomy places the organism in Eukaryota, Metazoa, Porifera, Demospongiae, Haplosclerida, Niphatidae. The transcript is spliced from 4 exons. Gene Ontology annotation, cellular component: ciliary basal body; axoneme.